Molecule: messenger RNA, 1128 nt
Organism: Moneuplotes crassus
Lineage: Eukaryota; Ciliophora; Spirotrichea; Euplotida; Euplotidae
Source: the annotation of a GenBank genome assembly
UAUGAACUGCAAAUCUUGUAUCAUAAACCUCUUGUUCAUAGUAGUGUUUUGAUUGAUUGGGGCUGCAAUAUUGGUCUUUGCAGUUGCUGUCAUUUUUCAGGAAAGAGCUGCUUUCCAGAAUUUGGGGAAAAGCAGAACAAUGGGGCAUAUUUACCAUCAUCAGCUAGAGAAAGUGAUGCCUGAAUACUGGAGUCCUGACCAAUUAGGAAUGACUUACAAAAAUCUUACGGUUCUCAGUCCAGAUGACAGAGGAGAAGAUUCCAGGAUCAGAAAGUUACACGGCUGGUUUGUGUAUCAUGAAGGCAUUUCUGACAAAAUCCCUACAAUUGUGUACUUCCACGAAAACGAUUAUUAUCCUCCAGCUAGAUUAUAUACCAUCCAACAAUACUGGGAUUCUCAAGACAAAUAUAAUGUUAUCAUGGUUGAUUACAAGGGCUAUGGACUUUCUGAAGGAUUUACUUCAGAAGAAGGAGUUCUUAUAGACUCAGAAGCUAUCUUUGAGCAUGUUUUAUCUAUGGAAGAGAUAGAUCAGGAUCAAAUCUAUCUUCUUGGAUGCUCGAUGGGAGGAUUUCCUUCUAUCAAUGUUGCCACUAAAUAUCAGGAGAAGAUCAAAGGUUUUAUUCUGCAGAAUACUUUGGUCAAUGUUGAGCAUCUUGUGAGUACCAAAUAUCCUCCUAUUAGUCCAAUUUUACCAUAUAUUCUACGUAUUAACUUAGAAAAUGGGUCUAAGAUGAAGAACUUAACUUUACCAAUGAUGUUUAUCGUCUCAGUUGAUGAUGGAAACACUCCCUCUGAAGGAAUGUAUAAAUUAUAUCAUGAAGCCAAUAAUGUGGUGUAUAAGAAGCUCUAUGAUGUUGAUACUAGGGAUCAUUUCUUCCCAUAUUUCGUGAACCCUGAAGAAUAUUCUAAGAAAGUAUCCCAUUUUAUUCAAAACUGUUCUUCAGAGAAGAUACAGAAGUAUCAUAAAGAGGUUUAUCAAGAGCUUCAUCAGGAGCAAUCUCAGACCUCAACUAAGUCUACCUCAUCGGCUUCAGAUACUGCUUCAAAAGAUGAGAAUGAAGCCAAAGAAGAUCUUUAGAUACACUCAGAUAUGAUUAAUCAAGUAUUGAUAAAAAUUCUUCCAGGAAC